UCAUCAUUUGACAGCUCACUUUUUUCACUUGACACUUAAUUUUAUUCGUAAUUUAAUUCAUAAUGGGACACGGUGGACCUCGUUAUUUCCUCUCUGGUAUCGUGUACUAUACAUUGUCUCCGUUUGUUUUAAAACCCAAAGUCGCAAGUGUACACGGAGUGUUGAAUAUGAUUAGACGAAUAAAGGACGAGGCCGGUUACGUUUGCACACCUUUGCUGGUAGCCUACUUGACGUACAGAAACUGCGAAUACCUGCACGAGAAGUACAAACGAAAACAACCAGGUGAUUAUGCCAAUGACAAGUGAAUGAAUGUAUGUUCCUCAUGUAAUUCUAGUUAAUUAAAUUUCAUACUAAAACUG
This is a messenger RNA of Anthonomus grandis grandis, 359 nucleotides long. RefSeq lists its product as uncharacterized. Gene Ontology annotation, biological process: mitochondrial electron transport, ubiquinol to cytochrome c. The transcript is spliced from 2 exons. Bases 63 to 305 code for a protein of 80 amino acids. The record is from RefSeq and is a predicted model, not a curated record. NCBI's taxonomy places the organism in Eukaryota, Metazoa, Arthropoda, Insecta, Coleoptera, Curculionidae.